UUAGUUUAUGGAUUGUAUGUUAAAUCAUGAAAAGUACACCUUUUUGUCUCAUAUAAGCACCAGUUGUUGUGUGGCUUUCCUCUGGUGUGCAGUACUUAUACCGCAUAAGUUGUGCGGCAAUAGAUAUACUAUAUAUACAUAAAGUCGACGCAUAGUUGGUUUGAUUGGCCGUUCCGUUGCAUCUAAUUUUUAAUAUGUGUUUAGUUGUCUGGUGUGGCACUGGUAGUUGUGUUUGUCUACUAAUUUAUAGUGUGUGUUAUAACUUAUAACACUUACUUUAUAACACACAAUAAUUCUAAUUAAACUCAAAAACUAUAACAUAAUUAUUUAAUACAACUUAUCCAUUGAUUUGAUUGAUUGGAUGGUUAGUUUAGGGAACUCAUAUUUAAUGCCAAAUAAAAUCCAUAAUUGUGUUCAAAAUAUUAAAACUUAAAAAGUUUAUUUAAUAAUUUUCUAAAUAAUAACAAAAAUGCAAUCGUUUACAUAUUUUCAAGUUUUUAAAUUCAUCUCUAUUUAUAUAUUACUGAUCAUUACAUUAUUGGGACCAUUGAUUAUAUGCCCAACAAAGGGACUGUCAGUUUCGGAUAUAUGUGAUUAUAGUAGUGGACAACAAGUUUAUUGUAAUUGUGAUAAUCAAGGAGCGGAUGAGGCCCGAGAGGUCACUUGUUUUAUCAUCAAAAGCGAAGGACUCAACCGGUCUUCUUCUAUAUGGAAAGGAUUCAAACUCCAGAAAAACAUAACAUCACUGAUAGUUACCACAAGAUUUGAUGCGAGAAUCACUUUCAUACCGAUGUCAGCCCUCAAAAAUAUUGACAGUUCUCUACAAAGAUUAACCAUCAAUGAGAUGAAGUUCGGACAUCUCGAGAGAUAUGCAGUCAAUAAUUUGACUCAAAUAGAAAAAAUAAUUUUAGAAAACAAUGAGAUCACUGGUCUUAAUGAAUAUUCUUUUGCUUUUCUACCGGCGCUUAAAAGCCUUUCCAUAGCUAGUAAUUCAUUACAAGUAUUAAAAGCUAAAUCAUUAAUACAUUUACCGGCGUUGGAGUCAUUAUUUCUAGAUCGGAAUCGACUGAUAACUAUUGAAGACAAUGCAUUUGAUGGUCUUAAGAGUCUUAAAGAGAUUGAUCUUCGACUCAAUGAUAUAUCAGUCAUCAGUUGGACCACAUUUAAUGGUCUGCCAUCUCUUAAAAAUUUGGAUUUGUCUCGCAAUCGACUUAAAACUAUUCCCGAAAAUGUAUUCAUAGGCGCACCACUUCUUCGUGAAUUAAAUCUCAAUCGAAAUCUUAUAGAAAGUAUUGAUGAGAAGGCCUUCCGAAACACAUCUCAUUUAAUGUCUUUACUAUUAAGUGUCAAUAAACUCAAACAUCUUUCGAGUCUAACCUUCAAAGAGAGUCCAAACUUAGUUAUUAUUGAUUUGUCUGAAAAUAUGUUACAAACUUUUGAAAGCGAACUCAUCAGUGAUUUAGUGUCAAAAGGACAGCAGUUUGUCGUUUAUCUCAGAGGUAAUCGACUUGAAUGUGAUUGUCAUCUGUUGUGGUUAAGCGAUAGAAAACAAAACUUUAGUGAAUUACUUCAACGGGAGUUAAGAUUUGUUAAGUGUGUGUUUCGUACAAAUAUUAUGGGUUUCAAUGUCGACGAUGAGAUCAAAGUAUUGGAUUUGGGCCGAAACGAGUCGGUCCGCAAAAGUUGUUCACAUAAUUCACUUGAUUUUGAAGACAUUUCAGACAAUACCAACAAUAACCACAAGAAUAACGAUGACUCGUAUGAGAAUGUUAUCGAAAACAAAGAUAAUAAUAAUAACAAUCAAAGUAUAACACAAUCAGAGUUUGACAAUAAAAAUGAUUUGAGUUUAGAAAAUAAAAAAGAAAUUUUAGAAACAAAAAUAUUGUCGACUGAAUUGAGUCCUAAUGUUAAUAUCAAUGGUAUUGACGAAGAGAUCAAAGAAAAUCAUUUAACUGAAACAAAGAGGAAGAAGACUAUGACAGACAAAAGUCAUUUGGGUGCCAGUCGUGAAAGACAACCGACCAAUGGAUCAUCCAUUUCC
Messenger RNA from Oppia nitens, 2041 nucleotides. Its product is annotated as slit homolog 3 protein-like. Gene Ontology annotation, cellular component: plasma membrane. The record is from RefSeq and is a predicted model, not a curated record. NCBI's taxonomy places the organism in Eukaryota, Metazoa, Arthropoda, Arachnida, Sarcoptiformes, Oppiidae. The transcript is spliced from 3 exons. The annotation marks the transcript as partial. Gene Ontology annotation, molecular function: protein binding.